Messenger RNA from Oncorhynchus masou masou (cherry salmon), 1420 nucleotides. Its product is annotated as neuroblastoma suppressor of tumorigenicity 1-like. The coding region runs from base 314 to 844 and encodes 176 amino acids. Gene Ontology annotation, molecular function: BMP binding; receptor ligand activity. Lineage: Eukaryota; Metazoa; Chordata; Actinopteri; Salmoniformes; Salmonidae. Gene Ontology annotation, biological process: animal organ morphogenesis. The transcript is spliced from 4 exons. The record is from RefSeq and is a predicted model, not a curated record.
GGGAGGGGAGGGACCCAGUGCGCUGAUGGACUGGGAGACAGAUAGUUUCUAAUGCACACUAUCUCCUCACCCCUCUCCAUAUGACCGUCCCUCUCUGGCGGAUGAUGUAAUUGUUUUCUAUGAACCUUGCCUUUCUGAAAGCAGUUAUAUUUUCCAUUUCCAAGUAGCAACUCCAGCACAUAGACUCCACGCAUCUCUCCUGUCUCCUGCGGGACGGGUGGCGAGGGAGGGUUGGGAGAGACGGGCGUUGAAGAUCUAGUGAGGGGUCUCAGCGGGAUAUUGCUGCAUUUCGGUGAUUCCCAACGGUGCAGUCAUGUGGAAAAGAAUUGUGAUUUGCUGCGCGCUGCUUGCGCUCUGUUCAGCAGCACCGCCCGCUCACAUCAACCGUUUGGCGCUGUUCCCUGACAAGAGCGCUUGGUGUGAGGCCAAGAACAUCACACAGAUAGUCGGGCACACCGGCUGCCAGCCUCGCUCUAUCCAAAACAGGGCAUGUCUGGGGCAGUGCUUCAGCUACAGCGUCCCCAACACCUUCCCCCAGUCCACUGAGUCCCUGGUGCACUGUGACUCCUGCAUGCCUGCACAGACUCAGUGGGAGGUGGUGACUUUGGACUGCCCGGGCAGUGAUGAUGCUCCUCGUGUGGAUAAGCUAGUGGAGAGGAUCCUCCACUGCAGCUGCCAGUCAUGCAGUAAGGAGGGAGCCCAGGAGGGGGCACUGAUGCAGCUAUACCCAUCAGAGAGUGCCCAAGACCCCCCUAUCCUACCAGAGAGCCACCACAGUGGCACACACUCUCAGCACGCUCACACACACACAGAGCCACACACACACACAUCUGAUGGAGGGUAAGGUCGCUCGAUCACCGCUGACACUUCCUCUCUCUCCAUUCCUGAUUCUUCUCCCAAACCUCUCCACAAGUUGUUUCUUCUACACACAGUUACAGCACUUGAUGCAUUUCCCUUCUCUUCCAUCCAACCUCUGUUUCUACAUUCAACAGCUUAAAAGCACUUUGAAAGUAAAACUUCACUUCACAUGAUAACUGCUUAUAAAAGCACAUGCAACCAAGCUCCCUCAUGCUGUACUCUUCACAAGACAACCACAGUAUAAGUGAACACAUACAAAGACACAAGCUUAUCUAAACUGUUUUUGUCAUCUGACUUCUCACUUAGGAGGACAACAAAUAUAACAAUCCUACACACAUGCACAUAUGCACCCAGGCAUGCACUCUGACACUAUAGACUUUUGAAGCUGUAGUUUUAUAUCUGUAAAUCUGUAUUGAAAAAAUGUAUUAAAAAAAGCAUAGAGCUACAAAGUUUCUUGCCUUAAUUUCUGUUUAUCACCAAUUUGCAUUAGUAUCUGACCUAAUGCUAUAUGUUCCAAUGAUUGCUUCUCCUAUGAGAAUAAAGCUAUUUUUGUUCAAUCUUA